AUGGCCGCCAUCCACCGUCCCGCACACCUUACCCACCAUGCCGCCAAACUCGCCUCGGCCGCAUGCAUUGACAAGGCCCAAGCCAUAGGCGUGCCCAUGAACAUCGCCAUUGUCGACGCCUCGCUGUACCUCCUCCACUUCGAGCGCAUGCCCGGCGCAAAACUCACCUCCGUCGACAUUGCCAUCAACAAGGCCUUCACCGCCGCGGGCCACCGCGCCCCGACCUCGGUCUACAAGGAGAACGUCUGGCCUGGCGGCCCGGCCUUCGGGUUGAACAGCAGUAACAACGGCAGGUUCAUGUACGUCGCCGGAGGCAUUCCCAUUGUGGUGGAAGGUGAGGUGGUGGGCGCAAUCGGCUGCAGUACCGGCACUCCCGCACAGGAUACCGAGGUGUCCCAGGCCGGUGUCGACGCCGUCUUGGAGUAUAUCAAGCAACUUCACUCGGAACCCAAGCUGUGA
Molecule: messenger RNA, 459 nt
Organism: Capronia epimyces CBS 606.96
Lineage: Eukaryota; Fungi; Ascomycota; Eurotiomycetes; Chaetothyriales; Herpotrichiellaceae
Exons: 1
Coding region: 1-459 (152 amino acids)
Source: RefSeq, a predicted model, not a curated record